Phyllostomus discolor (pale spear-nosed bat) is the source of this 2591-nucleotide messenger RNA. RefSeq names its product N-acetylneuraminate pyruvate lyase (gene NPL). Gene Ontology annotation, molecular function: N-acetylneuraminate lyase activity; 4-hydroxy-tetrahydrodipicolinate synthase activity. The coding region runs from base 567 to 1526 and encodes 319 amino acids. The transcript is spliced from 12 exons. Gene Ontology annotation, biological process: N-acetylneuraminate catabolic process. NCBI's taxonomy places the organism in Eukaryota, Metazoa, Chordata, Mammalia, Chiroptera, Phyllostomidae. The record is from RefSeq and is a predicted model, not a curated record.
GGCGAGCAGGCCAGACGCGACAGGGUUGGCUGCUGCAGAGGUCUCUACAGAGACCAGACCAGGGAGUUUGGCAUUUUCAGCUCAUGGGAGCCAGGAUGAGAAGUUAUUGGCAAAGGAGAGGGCAGCAAGCCUGUGUCCCUGGACGAUUAAUCUCCAGACUGUGUAGACUGAAAGAAGAUAAGAGAGGGGGAGUCAGGACAGUGAUUCCCAACUCUCCUCCCACUCCCCCAUGCUUCGGAAGUUGUAACUAAUCAAACUAUACUAAGUCGCUGGGCUUGAUUUCUUUCAAUCAAAUAGAUAUAUAUCUGCCAGUCUGAGCUUCUGACCAUCACAAGAAUAUCAGUGUCACUGACCUAGGCAUGAAAUAAAUGCAGCUAAAAGCCCAAGAAUAUGGAAGUCUAGUGUGAACAGCCUAGUACUGUUUGAUUGAGGAGCCUUUUCCUGCUGAACUCAGCUCUCGGGACUCUUAUCACUUGAACCCUCUUCAGCCCCCAGAGGCCCCUUGGACCUGGGUCGUGCCCAUUGGUGUAGAUAAGAGGUAACAAAGGACUUUUUUCAGCAGCACAAUGGCCUCCCCGAAGAAGAAACUCCAAGGUCUGGUUGCAGCAACCAUCACGCCGAUGACUGAGCAUGGAGAAAUCAACUUCUCAGUCAUUGGUCAGUAUGUGGAUUAUCUUGUGGAAAAGCAGGGAGUGAAGAAUGUCUUUGUGAAUGGCACGACGGGAGAAGGACUGUCUCUGAGCAUCUCAGAGCGCCGCCAGGUCGCAGAGGAGUGGGUGACAAAAGGAAGGAACAAGUUGGAUCAGGUGGUAAUUCACGUAGGAGCCCUGAGCCUGAAGGAGUCACAGGAACUGGCCAAACACGCAGCAGAAAUAGGAGCUGACGGCAUCGCUGUCAUUGCACCUUUCUUUCUCAAGCCGCGGAACAAAGAUGACCUCACUGAGUUCCUGAAGGAGGUGGCCGCCACUGCCCCAGGACUGCCCCUUUAUUACUAUCACAUCCCCUCCUUGACGGGGGUAAAGAUUCGUGCCGAGGAGUUGUUGGAUGGGAUUCAGGAGAAGGUCCCCACCUUCCGAGGGCUGAAAUUCAGUGACACGGAUCUCUUAGACUUCGGGCAGUGCGUCGAUCAGCACCGCCAGCGGCACUUUGCUCUCCUCUUUGGGGUGGAUGAGCAACUGCUGAGUGCUCUGGUGAUGGGAGCAACGGGAGCGGUGGGCAGCACCUACAACUACCUGGGGGAAAAGACAAACCAGAUGUUGGAGGCUUUUGAACGGAAGGACCUCUCUUCGGCCCUGAAUCACCAGUUCUGUAUUCAGAGAUUCAUCAACUUUGUGGUCAAACUGGGUUUUGGAGUGCCGCAGACCAAAGCCGUCAUGACACUGGUGUCCGGGAUUCCCAUGGGCCCACCCCGGCUUCCGCUGCAGAGAGCCUCCAGGGAGUUUAUAGAGAAGGCAGAAGCUAAACUGAAGAGUCUGGAUUUUCUCUGUUUUCCUGGUUUAAAGAAUGCAAACUUGGAAGCCAGCUAAUGCCUGCCUAUCCAGUCGGGGUGUGUACACUGCGAUGUAAUCCACCUUGAAGAGUGCAUCCAUUUCUCAAGGACUUUAUAGAUGAGUUUGAACUAAAGUCUUUCCUGCCAAAUGAGAUCGCACAUCAGUCAACAAGUAUUGAAGCACCUACUGUGAUCUUUAAAAAGCUUUGUUUCCUGAAGGGGUGAAAACUGUAAACGGAGAUGUGGGCCCUCAGUCAUUCAACGUUACGCAAACUUUGUAAGGAGAAAUGUCCACCCACGUGGAUGAAAGGGAAUCCAGAGGAAAAUUGUGGUUAAUUCCAUUUGCCUUUGGUAGCUCCCAUUCUGUUGAUUUCUGGUUGUUCACCCUAUUUUAAAGUUUUCUCAUUUUAAACCACUGGAAUGUACUUUCAUUUUAAUGAAUAUUCAUUUGGAACCUAGGAAAACUCUGAGCUGUGGCAUCUCCUCAGGCGUGCUAACUUUAAUGCCAAAUGACAACAUGACUUAACGACACACAACUAUUGUGUUAACACACCAGCUUACUGGGCUGCUCAGUCUAACUGUAGAACACCUGCUUUCAGAUUAAAACCUGUGAUGUCACAGGUCUCCCCCCAAACCCUGGGUUAGGUGAGGACUUGCUUCAGUUCCUCUACCUAAGGGGCCCAUGAGAGUGGUUUUCACAUAACAAAGGAGAGGCCUUCCAAAAAGAUUCACGUCUCCGCUUGUUGCUGUAUGAGAACUCCCAAAAGCUCAAAGUUUCAAAGAACCAAGGAGUUCUGCUCGGGCACCACAAACUUCCCCUCCCCUCACUGAUAAGGAAGUGUCACCCCCCACGUCACCCUGAAUUAUUGGAAGUGAAGGCCAUUGUCCCUUCUGCAGUGGGCCCAGGGGCUCCUGUUACUUCCCAGGCACACUUGCAGGGAGUCACUCUUCUUCAGCGAUAGGAGAUUUAUCAAUUUUAUAUUAUGCAUUAAUUAUAUAUUAAUUUUCUGAAAUCAGUUCUUGGAGAAUUUUUAAGAGGGUUAGUGAGAUCCUUUGAACACAAAGAGCAAUACAAUGAUUACAAUGACAAAAGUGAUGAAAC